AUGGGUCUUACCGAUGUUCUGAGCCGCAAGACCGGCGUCAUCGUCGGCGAUGACGUUCUGCGUCUGUUUGAGUACGCUCGCGAGAAGCAAUUCGCUGUCCCCGCCAUUAACGUCACCUCCUCCUCCACCGCCGUCGCCGCUCUCGAGGCUGCCCGCGACGCCAAGGCUCCCAUCAUCCUCCAGAUGUCCCAGGGUGGUGCCGCCUACUUCGCUGGCAAGGGCGUUCCCAACGGCGACCAGGCUGCUUCCAUUGCCGGUGCCAUUGCCGGUGCCCAGUACAUCCGCUCCAUCGCUCCCACGUACGGUAUCCCCGUCAUCCUGCACACCGACCACUGCGCCAAGAAGCUGCUGCCCUGGCUCGACGGCAUGCUCGAUGCCGAUGAGGCCUACUUCAAGGCCAACGGCGAGCCUCUCUUCAGCUCCCACAUGAUCGAUCUCUCCGAGGAGGAGGUCGCGUGGAACGUUGAGACCACCGCCAAGUACCUGAAGCGCGCUGCCCCCAUGAAGCAGUGGCUCGAGAUGGAGAUUGGCAUCACUGGUGGCGAGGAGGACGGCGUCAACAACGAGGACGUCGACAACAACUCCCUCUACACCCAGCCCGAGGAUAUCCUCAACAUCUACAACACCCUUUCGCCCAUCUCACCCUAUUUCUCCAUCGCCGCUGGCUUCGGCAACGUCCACGGUGUCUACAAGCCCGGUAACGUCCGCCUGCACCCCGAGCUCCUCGGCAAGCACCAGGCCUUUGUCCACGAGGCUAUCAAGUCCAAGCUGGACAAGCCCGUCUUCUUCGUCUUCCACGGCGGCUCUGGCUCUUCCAAGAAGGAGUACCUCGACGCCAUCAGCCACGGCGUUGUCAAGGUCAACAUGGACACGGACAUGCAGUACGCCUACAUGGCCGGCAUCCGCGAUUACAUGCUCAACAAGAAGGACUACCUCAUGACUGCCGUCGGCAACCCCGAUGGCGAUGACAAGCCCAACAAGAAGUACUUCGAUCCCCGUGUCUGGGUUCGUGAGGGUGAGAAGACCAUGGCCGCUCGCGUCGCCGAGGCCCUUAAGGACUUCAACUGCGCCGGCCAGGUGUAA
Molecule: messenger RNA, 1083 nt
Organism: Purpureocillium lilacinum
Lineage: Eukaryota; Fungi; Ascomycota; Sordariomycetes; Hypocreales; Ophiocordycipitaceae
Product: fructose-bisphosphate aldolase 1
Biological process (GO): glycolytic process; gluconeogenesis
Cellular component (GO): cytosol
Molecular function (GO): zinc ion binding; fructose-bisphosphate aldolase activity
Source: RefSeq, a predicted model, not a curated record